This is a messenger RNA of Amoebophrya sp. A25, 229 nucleotides long. The record is from the annotation of a GenBank genome assembly. NCBI's taxonomy places the organism in Eukaryota, Dinophyceae, Syndiniales, Amoebophryaceae.
CUCGGGACCUUCUACACUCCCGGCUUUCUGCGAGAAAAUCUACAAAUAGAGGUAGUCGUGCCGAGGAUGUGGAAUCAAGUUCAAACAGUUUGCUGCGCAGAAGCUCUGGCCCUAUCAAUGAGGAUGGACGCGACACCAAUUUCCCAUUUUUCAGGCAAGUUACUCCACCAGAGGAGGCUGUGGUCGUAAAAUACGCUGGGAAAGUUCAUGCUCAAGAUGUACUUCUCUA